AUGAGCGACACGAAUUGCUGCUCGGUGGGUGAGUUGGCGGAGUACUGGCGGAUAUCGAAUGGGAAAGAGGCUGGUGAUUCCAGCCGUCAUCCGAGGGGCUGUCUUGUUGACGUUUGUUGUGUGACUCUGUACGUGAGAGGCUUUGCUGUAUCGCACGCUGACCGAGGAAGGAAAGAAUUCGAUCUGCGUCUAUCCUGGAAGGGCAAUCCCGAUUGUGGUCGGGACGCGCCUGGACGCGUUAAGCCCCUCCUGAAUCUCAGCGCGAAAGUUGCUCCAGAUCAACUUGGCUUAGUCAUCCAAUUAAUCACCACUACCCAAUCCUCACAUUACCACAUUCAACCUCACUCUUCCAUGCAGCGCGUCAAAGGGUCCAUGUUACUCAAUCACCGUCAUUGGCUGCGGACCGUCCACGUUCACCACGUAGCUCCUCUCUUUUGCAGAAAGAGCCUGCGCCUCGAUGCAAUGUCGUCGAAGGAGAAGCUGUUCGUUCGCCUCAUGUUGGGCGGGGGGAUUGACUAUCUGCAGUCGACCCCAAUAGCAACCUUUUAG
This is a messenger RNA of Colletotrichum lupini, 549 nucleotides long. RefSeq lists its product as uncharacterized. The record is from RefSeq and is a predicted model, not a curated record. Lineage: Eukaryota; Fungi; Ascomycota; Sordariomycetes; Glomerellales; Glomerellaceae. The transcript has 2 exons. Bases 1 to 549 code for a protein of 182 amino acids.